This is a messenger RNA of Cyphomyrmex costatus, 667 nucleotides long. Its product is annotated as putative nuclease HARBI1. The transcript is spliced from 4 exons. The record is from RefSeq and is a predicted model, not a curated record. NCBI's taxonomy places the organism in Eukaryota, Metazoa, Arthropoda, Insecta, Hymenoptera, Formicidae. The annotation marks the transcript as partial.
AUGAAACGUACUACUUUUCAAUUUAUUUGUGAUGAGCUGCGAUCAGAACUUUGUCCUGCUACUCCAUUUUUGGUUUCUAGAGAACCAUUGAGUGUGGAACUAAAAGUGGCUGUAACAUUAUAUUAUUUAGCAAGUUGCUGCGAAUAUCGUGUAGUUGCUAACAUUUUCGGGAUUCAUAAAACAUCUGUAUGGAGAUGCCUUCAUAAUACAGUUGAUGCUAUUAACAAAAUACUUUUGCCAAAGUUUCUAAAAAUGCCUGAUGUUAAUGAAUGUGCGAUUGAUGGUACUCACAUCCCUAUUCUACCACCUGCAGAUGGUUAUAAAGAUUAUAUCAACCGCAAAGGAUGGCCAUCUAUUAUACUUCAAGCGGUAGUAGAUAAUAACUUGAGGUUUAUGAAUGUCAACUGUCAAGCUCCUGGAUCUUGUCAUGAUGCAGCUAUAUUUAAAACAUCUAUGCUGUAUAAAGAAGUAGAACGGAUCAUUCCAAGGAAAACGAAGUUAGUUAAUGGUGUUGAAAUACCAUAUUUUUUGAUUGGAGAUCCAGCAUAUCCAUUACUACCUUGGCUAAUGAAAGGAUAUACAAAAGUUACACGUUUAACUCCACAAGAGGAAUCAUUUAAUGUUUAUUUGAAUAGUAACAGAGUAGAUAUUGAAAGAGCGUUUGGAC